UUACACGUCAAAAUAAGUGUGUCUGGCACGUUGGAAGCGAGUGGCGAAGCCAGGCGAAAGUUGCAUCUGCCUGCGCGCGUUGCCGACGGUCCGCGGUAUUAUUUGUUGACAUACGCUUGCGAGGGAGUACCACGCCACAAUGCCGACUGUAGGCGUUAAAGCAGCUCUGCUGUUUGAAGCCUUGGGGAGAACAUACACCGAAGAGGAAUUCGCAGACCUGUGCUUCGAGUAUGGAUUGGAGCUGGACGAAGUUACAAGUGAAAAACAGAUGCUCUCAAAAGAGCAAGGCAGCAUGAAAGCUGAAGGUGCGUCGGAAGAAGUCAUCUUUCGUGUUGACAUCCCUGCAAAUAGGUACGACUUGCUCUGUCUCGAAGGACUGGUACGGGCGCUGCUCAUCUUCAAGGGAAAGAUUGAACCACCGUGUUACCGAGCCCUGCACCCAGCUGCGCUGCAAACUCUACACGUCAAGCCUAGCACUGCAUCAGUACGGCCGUAUGUGGUGGCUGCCAUUCUGCGUGAUGUGACCUUCAACCAGGACCGGUACAACAGCUUCAUUGACCUCCAGGACAAGCUACAUCAAAACAUUGGCAGGAGGCGCACAAUUGUAUCCAUAGGAACCCAUGACCUGGACACUGUGCAGGGACCUUUUGUCUACGAUGCACGGAGCCCCAAGGACAUUCGCUUUGUACCGCUCAAUGAUACAGUUGAACGCUCAGCUGAGGAACUGAUGGACCUUUAUUCGAAGGACAGUCACCUUCGGCACUACCUGCACAUUAUCAAAGACGAACCCGUGUAUCCAGUUAUCGAAGAUGCCAACGGCACCGUACUCUCACUACCUCCAAUCAUUAAUGGCAACCACUCCAAGAUUACAUUGUCAACACGUAAUGUGCUGAUUGAAGUGACGGCUACAGAUCUGCACAAGUCAAAAGUUGUUUUGGACACCAUGGUCACAAUGUUCAGUGAAUACUGCAAGGAGCCUUUCACUGCAGAGAAGGUCCAAGUCGUCAUGCCUGAUGGGACGUCGGCAUUUUAUCCUGAGCUGAAGUACUGGACACUGGAUGUCGAAACUAAGGACAUCAAUGGCCUGCUUGGACUUAGUCAGAGCGAGCAGCAGCUGUGUGACCUGUUGGGCCGGAUGAGCCUGAAGACCAAGGUGGCAGAAGGGGAGAAGCUGCAGGUAGAAGUGCCCCCGACGCGGCACGAUGUGCUUCAUGCGGCCGAUGUCUAUGAAGAUGUGGCCGUCUCGUUUGGCUAUGACAACCUGCCUCGAGAGAUGCCACCCACUUGCACUACUGGACAGCAGCUGCCUAUCAACAAGCUCACCGAACAGCUGCGAAUGGAGAUUGCGCAUGCAGGAUUCACUGAGGCAUUGACUUUUGCCCUGUGCUCAGAGCAGGACAUUGCUGAGAAGAUUCGCAAGCCUGAUGGCAGCAAAAUUGCUGUGCAUGUCUCAAACCCAAAGACACUUGAAUUCCAGGUAGCUAGAACAACACUGCUGCCAGGACUGUUGAAAACACUGAAUGCCAACAAGAAAAUGCCUCUGCCCCUCAAGCUGUUUGAAAUUUCAGAUGUUGUUUUGAAAGAGGAUAAUGAUGAAAUCGGAGCCGUGAACCAGCGCCGCCUGUGUGCCUUGUACUGCGGCAAGACAACAGGCUUUGAGAUUGUACAUGGCCUUCUUGACCGCACCAUGCAGCUACUGAGUGUUCCCUUUGGCGAUGGGCCUGAGCACUACCGCCUACAACCCACUGAGGAUGCCACCUUCUUCCCAGGCAGAUGUGCAGAAGUUCUAGUCCGGGGAAAGGCUGUGGGCACUAUUGGUGUUCUGCAUCCUGAAGUAAUAGCAGCCUUUGACCUCAGUCUUCCUUGUUCAGUUCUAGAAAUCAACAUUGAGCCAUUUGUCUAGCUGCUCAUAGCAAGCGAUCUUGGACUUUUCCUGGUGCAAGCUUUUUUAUGGGAACAUAAAGUGGACUUUGCAAGUGCAAGCUAAAUUAAUCUGCAUGCUUUGGACUAUUUCUGAACAGCAUGCUUUUCUUUUUUAAACUGUGGAAGUUGGAUCACCUUUGAACCAUUCUUGGUAUGCACAUGUACGACAAAGGUCACUUCUCUACUUAUCUCGCCAUUGCAAAAACUGUGCAUUGUUCAGACCAAAUAAAGAAAGAAGGGCAAGUGACAAGAAAGUUAGUUCCACACUAAAUAAAGUCCUCUUGGCUAAAA
Molecule: messenger RNA, 2214 nt
Organism: Dermacentor andersoni
Lineage: Eukaryota; Metazoa; Arthropoda; Arachnida; Ixodida; Ixodidae
Gene: beta-PheRS
Product: phenylalanine--tRNA ligase beta subunit
Biological process (GO): phenylalanyl-tRNA aminoacylation
Cellular component (GO): phenylalanine-tRNA ligase complex; cytoplasm
Molecular function (GO): ATP binding; RNA binding; magnesium ion binding
Source: RefSeq, a predicted model, not a curated record